AUUCAUUCGGCGUGAUUGUUGUAUAGGGAGCUGCGCGGAUUACGGAAAGCCCGUGUUGUGUUUGUUUUAUGUAGACACACUGAAGAGCUGCAACUUCAAGAGGCAGCAAGUACCCGUCUGAAGACGCAAGUCUUUGAAGAAACAACAUCAGAAAGUUCAAUUUUCCUACUAAGAAAUCGUAAGGAAGAUACAGGAAUAUACCCCAAACACUGGUUUCAGACUCAGCAUCAGUUACUUCUUACCAGAGGACUCAGAAGUCAACAUAUGAGGCAUUCCAGUAAAUACUUUUUUUUUUUAAAAAAACAGUAGAGGCAACUUUUGAGUGCCAACACCAUGCCUAAACAAGUAGAGGUUCGAAUGCACGAGAGCCACCUGCCACCACAGGAGCCCUCUGCCCAGCCCUGCUGUGGGGGAAUCUUCCAGAAAUUAUUCAAGAACCUGCUGCUCUCACUAACCGUCUUCGGGGUGAUCCUGGGGGCAGUGUGUGGGUGCCUGUUGCGCUACGCCUCCCCUAUCCAUCCAGACGUCGUCAUGGUUAUUGCCUUCCCCGGGGACAUCCUCAUGAGGAUGCUCAAGAUGCUGAUCCUGCCGCUCAUCAUCUCCAGUUUAAUCACAGGCCUGGCUGGGUUGGACGCCAAGGCAAGUGGGCGCCUGGGCACCAGAGCCAUGGUGUACUACAUGUCAACGACCAUCAUUGCGGCUGUACUGGGGGUGAUCCUGGUCUUGAUCAUACACCCUGGUAACCCCAAACUGAAGGAACAUCUGGGUGAAGGCAACAAGAACGAUGAGGUUUCCAGCCUGGACGCUGCCUUUGAUCUCAUCAGGAACCUUUUCCCAGAUAACCUCGUGCAAGCCUGCUUCCAGCAGAUCCAGACAGUCACCAAGAAGGUACAGGUGUUUCCAGAGCCAGAUGAGAUGGGGGAGGAAGGGAAUUCCACCAUGGACCCAUUCCUGGAGGCAGUGAAUGCUACUGUGGUCCCUCCUGAGCCUGUGUUCAUCACCAAGAAAUCAUUGGAGUUCAAAGGAGGAAUGAACGUGCUGGGUGUGAUUGGCUUCUUCAUUGCCUUUGGAAUUGCCAUGGGGAAGAUGGGGGAGAAGGCCAAGCUCAUGCUGGAAUUCUUCAACAUCCUCAAUGAGAUUGUCAUGAAGCUGGUCAUCAUGAUCAUGUGGUACUCUCCGCUGGGUAUCGCCUGCUUGAUUUGUGGGAAGAUUAUAUCUAUCAAGGAUCUGGAGGUAGUAGCUCGCCAGCUGGGAAUGUACAUGGUGACUGUCAUCGUGGGGCUUAUCAUCCAUGGGUUGAUCUUCCUGCCGCUCAUCUACUUCGUCUUUGUGCGCAAAAACCCAUUCACCUUCCUUGGGGGCAUCUUCCAGGCUUGGAUCACUGCUCUGGGCACUGCCUCCAGUGCCGGGACCCUCCCAGUCACAUUCCGUUGCUUGGAAGAAAAUCUUGGAAUCGAUAAGCGUGUGACACGCUUCGUGCUGCCUGUUGGAGCCACCAUCAACAUGGACGGCACUGCGCUGUACGAGGCUGUGGCUGCCAUCUUCAUCGCACAGAUGAACGGGAUCCAUUUGGACGCAGGGCAGAUUGUAACAGUCAGCUUGACAGCAACACUGGCCAGUGUGGGUGCAGCCAGUAUUCCCAGUGCUGGACUGGUCACCAUGCUACUGAUCCUCACAGCAGUGGGGCUGCCUACCCAGGACAUCAGUCUUCUAGUGGCUGUCGACUGGUUUCUAGACAGGCUGCGGACCUCAGUGAAUGUAGUUGGGGAUUCAUUUGGUGCCGGGAUCGUUUACCACCUGUCCAAGGCAGAGCUGGAGAGCCUUGAUGCCCAGCAUGGCCACCCAGAAGCAAUGGAACUCAUCAAAACACAGUCGCUGUAUGACGAUCUCAAGAACCACCAGGAAAACAACUCCAACCAGUGUGUUUAUGCAGCUCACAAUUCUGCCAUAGUAGAUGAGUGCAAGGUCACUCUGGCCACAAAUGGCUCAACUGCUGAAUACACACUUGUUGAGGAGGAACCAUGGAAACAUGCAAAAUAAAGAACACAGGCCCCUGCUCCAGCUAAUCCUGAGCUCCAGAAGCUUGCCUCCUGGUGAACCAACAAACAAAACAAACAAACUAAUAAUUGGUUUAAUACUUUAGCUCAAACUUCUAUUAAUAAUCUCAGCCAUUCAUGAACUAACUAUCUAACUAGCACAUAUUCAUUGUGAUUGUAGUAGGCUUAGAUGGGAAUUAGGUCUUUAAACCCUGUUUCAUUGGGCCCUGCUGUGAAGAACAGAAACAGUUAUUUGCGUGGUUUUCCAGGGGCCAGCUCACCACACAUGCAUCAAGCUGAGCUUCAAGCGAAAGGGGCAGGGAGAACUCUUCAGUUUUAGGGUAAUAAGUGAGCAAAGCAGAAAAAGAAAUCCGUGGAAAUUGUGAGAAUGGUACUUGUUUCUUCUCUCCCUGUCUUUUCUGAGCAUCCCCCUACCCCUUCAUCACUCCUUCAGUCUGAAGCUACAUACACGUACAUUAGGAGAAUAUACCACUGACCAGGAAUAAGGAAAAAAGGUAUGAACCCAUGCUAAUAAGGGAGUAAUUAAGGGGUUUGUUUUGGGGGAUCAAAAGACAGGGAUCCCUCCUUUAGGCACUCAGGUGAACUUCCCUGCAGUUUCAGUUCUACCUCAAGGUGUUCUGACACUUUUCAGCUGCACUGUUAUCAAUUAAAACACUUUCCACAUAAAGCAGCCUGCUUGCUGUAUACCGAUAGUAUUACAAGAGGGAAAAAAUAAGGAAUAAAGGUGCUGUCCUUAAUUAAGAAUAACAUGCAAUUAUAGGGUUUAGAAAGACAUUUUAUGUUAUGGCAUAACUAUAUGAGCAUAGGUCUGUAUAUUUAAUGCAUAGCUAUGUUUAUAGCUGGCACUGUCUUUACUUUUCCAAACAUGACAGCCGCAGUUAUUGAGUAAGUGGUUGCUAGAACAUUAGCACCUUACCACUAUGUUAAAGACAACAUUUAGUUUUUUCUUUUACCUUUUCUUUAGAUUAAGAUACUGGCACUUGUGAUUGGGUGAUUUAGUUGCUCCAAGUUUGAAUCAGCUUUCCCUUUGUUUUCUCAAGUAAGUUUGAGCCAAGCUCAUCCUGUCUUUGGACUGCCACCUAUACUACUUUCUGAAAUGAGGAAAUCAAAUAAAAUGUCCAAAGUCAGGAGGGAAUUUAGCUUAAAGUAGGAUAGAGACACUGGUAAAUAUUGUUCUUAAUGUCCCUAUAGGAGCAACAGAACUGAUCCACAUACGGGGAAGUUAACAACACAUUCAAAUGCAAUUAAAGCUAUUUACUCUUCUCUAAAAAAAGCAAUGGCCACUUUAUCAAUCCCCAAAACACUUCAUUGGACUGGGCAAUUGUGGCACCUCUCCUAUUUCACUUACUCCUAUUUUACAGACACUUGUCUGCUUUAAUUACACCUUUAACAUUCCAAGCAUAGGCUAAGCUACUCUAACAGCAUUGUGUGAGCGUUCUGUCUGAAUCUCUAUCGCAUAUGCAGAAGGCUUUCAGGCUGCUUUAGUUUUUAGUUUUUUUUUUUUUUUUUUUAAGAAAUUAUUGUCAAAGUGCAAAACAGAAUCAUAUAAAACACAUAAAGGUGUUACACAGAUUAAAGAAACUUCAUUAAGUAAAUAUACUAAGCAUGAAAAGAAACGUAUCACUAUUAUAAAAAAAAGUUUAAAAAAAUAAGGUAUAUAAAUGAGGGACAUUGA
Molecule: messenger RNA, 3732 nt
Organism: Polyodon spathula (Mississippi paddlefish)
Lineage: Eukaryota; Metazoa; Chordata; Actinopteri; Acipenseriformes; Polyodontidae
Product: excitatory amino acid transporter 2-like
Exons: 12
Coding region: 334-2040 (568 amino acids)
Biological process (GO): L-glutamate transmembrane transport
Cellular component (GO): plasma membrane
Molecular function (GO): glutamate:sodium symporter activity; neutral L-amino acid transmembrane transporter activity; L-glutamate transmembrane transporter activity
Source: RefSeq, a predicted model, not a curated record